Messenger RNA from Neoarthrinium moseri, 1380 nucleotides. RefSeq lists its product as uncharacterized. The record is from RefSeq and is a predicted model, not a curated record. Lineage: Eukaryota; Fungi; Ascomycota; Sordariomycetes; Amphisphaeriales; Apiosporaceae. The coding region runs from base 1 to 1380 and encodes 459 amino acids. Gene Ontology annotation, molecular function: LPPG:FO 2-phospho-L-lactate transferase activity. The transcript is spliced from 3 exons.
AUGGACACGCCGAAGCCCAAGGGCAUUGUUGUCUUCGGUGGUGGAACCGCCACCAACAGCUUGGUCGACGUAUUCAACGACCUCCGCGAAAGCAGGAACUGCUCCCUGAGCUACAUCAUUCCCAUCAGCGAUAACGGCGGUAGCUCGUCUGAGCUGAUCCGCGUACUCGGAGGACCCGGCAUCGGAGAUAUCCGCAGUCGCCUAGUCCGUCUAAUCCCAAACUCCGACAGCAAUGCAGACUUGGCUGCCACCAAGGCCUUGUUCAACUACAGGCUGUCGUCGGAUGCAGAUGCGGCCCGGGCGGAGUGGCUAGACAUUGUGGAGGGGCGGCACGCGCUAUGGAUGAAAGUCUCGAGCGAGAAGCGCGAAUUGGUCAGGAGUAUUUUUAACAUGGUCAACAUGGAGAUCGUGAAGAGGGCGAGGCCUUCGAGUACUUUCAACUUUGGGCGGGCAGCUGUGGGCAAUCUGUUCUUGACUGGCGCCCGUAUAUUCACAGGCUCUCUUGAGUCUGCCAUUUAUCUACUGAGCCAGAUUUGUGCCAUUCCGCCAUCGACGUCUGUUCUGCCGGCCAUUAACACAAACUUUACACAUCAUAUAUCCGCCGGCUUGGGUGAUGGGACUGUCAUCACGGGCCAAAACGCCAUAUCGCACCCCAGCGAACCCACCGCGCUACCUGAUGCCAAUGGUACCACGGAUCCCGCUGUUGCCGCGAUGGCCACUGAGGACACUGACGCACACGAUCUCAUUGAAGACGCUAACCUUCCUGGAAGCCUGCCGACCUUGAGGAAACAGUAUAUCGAGUUCUCCAAAUCUGGCGAGGAGGACCUGACCUCCCGCAUCGAGCGCCUCUGGUACAUCAACCCGUACGGCCACGAGAUCCGGCCACGGGCCAACCCGAAAGUCACCCAGGCCAUCGAGGGCGCCAACGCCGUCAUCUACAGCAUCGGCAGUCUGUACACGUCGAUCGUGCCGUCGCUGGUCCUGCGGGGUGUGGGCAGCGCCAUCGCCAACUCGGGCGUGCGGCACAAGAUCCUGGUCCUCAACUCGUCCAACGACCGCGAGACGGGGCCCAGCGGGUCCCCCUUCUCCGCGACCGACUUCGUCAAGGCCAUCGCGCGGGCCGGCGGCGAGAGCCAGGGCGACGUGGAACGCUUCGGCGAGGUCAGGCGCUACGUCACGCACGUGCUGCACAUGGAGGGCGAGGGCACACCGGCCGUCGAUAAGGCCGAGCUGGCGGCCCUGGGCGUCGACUGCCUCAGGGUGUAUGGGCGGCGGGUCGACGGGGCGUCAAGGUAUGAUGAGAAUGGGCUGAAAAGCACGCUCGAGGCAGUCGUGGGUAGAGUCGAGAUGGGUAGAAGCCGACGGAACACCAAACAGUAA